GUGGCAUCGUGCUGUUUCCUUGAAUCGUUUGCUUUCGUGGAUAGUCGUUGGUGUCGCAGUAGUUCAACCGUUCAUCAUGUCUAAGCGAGGAAGAGGAGGAGCAGCAGGAGGCAAGUUCCGAGUGACUCUUGGUCUGCCAGUUGGUGCCGUCGUCAACUGUGCUGAUAACACAGGAGCUAAGAACUUGUACGUGAUCAGCGUGAAGGGCCGCAAAGGUCGCCUGAACAGACUACCCGCCGCCAGUGUGGGCGAUAUUAUUGCUGCCACGGUGAAGAAAGGCAAACCUGAGCUAAGGAAGAAAGUGCAUCCCGCCGUCAUCAUCAGACAGAGGAAGAUGUUCAGGAGGAAGGAUGGCACAUUCAUCAACUUCGAAGAUAAUGCUGGUGUUAUUGUCAACGUUAAAGGAGAAAUGAAGGGCUCAGCCAUCACGGGACCCGUCGCCAAGGAAUGCGCUGACCUGUGGCCCAGGAUUGCCUCCAACGCCAGCUCCAUUGCUUAAUAAACUUCGGCGCUGAUGUGAUC
This is a messenger RNA of Hyalella azteca, 522 nucleotides long. It is a transcript of the gene RpL23, whose product is annotated as 60S ribosomal protein L23. Gene Ontology annotation, cellular component: ribosome; cytosolic large ribosomal subunit. The transcript has 4 exons. Bases 77 to 499 code for a protein of 140 amino acids. The record is from RefSeq and is a predicted model, not a curated record. Gene Ontology annotation, biological process: translation. NCBI's taxonomy places the organism in Eukaryota, Metazoa, Arthropoda, Malacostraca, Amphipoda, Hyalellidae. Gene Ontology annotation, molecular function: large ribosomal subunit rRNA binding; structural constituent of ribosome.